Oreochromis aureus is the source of this 948-nucleotide messenger RNA. RefSeq names its product stonustoxin subunit beta-like. The transcript has 4 exons. Lineage: Eukaryota; Metazoa; Chordata; Actinopteri; Cichliformes; Cichlidae. The record is from RefSeq and is a predicted model, not a curated record. Gene Ontology annotation, molecular function: protein binding. The annotation marks the transcript as partial.
AGUCAGUGUUUUGUUUUUUUUGUCAGACUGAAUUUCUGUAACCUCUCAGGGAAAAGCUGUGAAGCUCUUUCCUUAGUUCUAAGCUGCCAGUCCUCCUGUCUGAGAGAGCUGGACCUGAGUGACAAUGACCUUCAGGAUUCAGGAGCCAAACUUCUUUCUGCAGAACUGCAGAGUCUGCAUUGUACUCUGAAAACUCUGAGUCUGUCAGGCUGUCUGAUCACAGAGGAAGGCUGUACUUCUCUGGCCUCAGCUCUGACCUCCAACCCCUCCCACCUGAGAGAGCUGGACCUGAGCUACAAUUAUCCAGGAAACUCAAUAGUGAAACUGCUGGCAGCUGGUCUGAAGGAUCCACAGUGGAAACUGGACACUCUCAGGGUGGAGCCUGCUGGAGUCCGAUGGUUGAGACCAGGUCUGAGGAAGUAUUCCUGUCAACUCACAAUCGACACAAACACAGUUCACACAAAGCUCAGACUGUCUGACAACAACAGGAAGGUGACACGUGUGGAGGAGAUUCAGUCAUAUCCUGAUCAUCCAGACAGAUUUGAUGUUUAUCCUCAGUUUCUGUGUAGAAAUGGUCUGACUGGUCGCUGUUACUGGGAGGUCGAGUGGAGAGGAAACGUUUAUAUAUCAGUGAGUUACAGACAAAUCGGAAGAAAAGGAAACAGCGACGACUGUUUAUUUGGACACAAUGAUCAGUCCUGGAGUUUGCACUGCGCUGGUGAAGGUCCUCGUUGUGUCUGGCAAAAUAAAAGAUACACAUCCAUCUCCUCCUCCUCCUCUGUCUCUAACAGAGUAGCAGUGUAUGUGGACUGUCCUGCUGGCACUCUGUCCUUCUACAGAGUCUCCUCUGACACUCUGAUCCAUCUGCACACCUUCAACACCACAUUCACUGAAACUCUUUAUCCUGGAUUUAGGUUCAAUCCUGGUUCCUCAGUGUCCCUGUGCUGA